GCUGCGGCAGUCAAGCCCGGGGCAGGGGACGCGGCGCGACUCUUUGGCGCGGGCGCCCGGAGUGGACUUGCGGGGACACCACGAUGCCGGCAGCCGCUGGGCUCCUGCUACUGCUGCUGCUGCUGCUGCCCCUGGGGACCCUCGCGGCCGCUCAGGGUCAUGGGGCCCUGCAGCGGAGGCAGCCCCAGGCACACCAGCAGAGAGGUUUAUUCCCUGCUGUCCUGAAUCUUGCUUCCAACGCGCUCAUCACGACCAAUGCGACCUGUGGAGAACGAGGCCCCGAAAUGUACUGCAAGCUGGUGGAGCACGUCCCCGGGCAGCCCGUGAGGAAUCCCCAGUGCCGGAUCUGCAAUCAGAACAGCAGCAACCCCAGCCAGAGACAUCCAAUUACAAAUGCUAUCGAUGGAAAGAACUCUUGGUGGCAGAGCCCCAGUAUAAAGAAUGGAAUCGAAUACCAUUAUGUGACAGUUACCCUGGAUUUACAGCAGGUGUUCCAGAUCGCCUACGUGAUUGUGAAGGCGGCCAACUCCCCUCGGCCGGGAAACUGGAUUUUGGAGCGCUCCCUGGAUGACGUUGAAUACAAGCCCUGGCAGUACCACGCAGUGACGGACUCCGAGUGCCUGAGCCGCUACGGCAUUUUCCCCCGCACCGGCCCUCCGUCCUACGCCCAGGACGACGAGGUCAUCUGCACUUCCUUUUACUCCAAGAUCCACCCUUUAGAAAAUGGAGAGAUCCACAUUUCCUUGAUCAAUGGGAGACCGAGUGCUGCUGACCCUUCUCCUGAGUUGCUGGAGUUCACCUCUGCCCGGUACAUCCGUCUGAGAUUUCAGAGGAUCCGCACCUUGAAUGCUGACUUGAUGAUGUUCGCUCACAAAGACCCAAGAGAAAUUGACCCCAUUGUCACAAGAAGAUAUUACUACUCUGUCAAGGACAUUUCGGUCGGAGGGAUGUGCAUCUGCUAUGGCCAUGCCAGGGCUUGUCCGCUUGAUCCAGCCACAAAUAAAUCACGCUGUGAGUGUGAGCAUAACACGUGCGGUGAGAGCUGUGACCAGUGCUGCCCAGGAUUCCAUCAGAAACCAUGGAGAGCUGGGACCUUCCUGACAAAGACGGAAUGCGAAGCAUGUAAUUGCCAUGGAAAAGCUGAAGAAUGCUAUUAUGAUGAAAACGUUGCCAGAAGAAACCUGAGCUUGAAUACACAUGGAAAGUACAUCGGAGGGGGUGUGUGCAUUAACUGCACACAGAACACCGCUGGCAUCAAUUGUGAGACUUGUGUUGAUGGCUUCUUCAGACCCAAAGGGGUAUCACCAAAUUAUCCGAGACCAUGCCAGCCUUGUCACUGUGAUGCAGCCGGUUCCCUAAGUGAAAUCUGUGUCAAGGAUGAGAGAUCCGCUCGCCUAGGUUCGGCCCCUGGAUCCUGUCAUUGCAAAGCGGGCUUUGGAGGGGUGAGCUGCGAUCGCUGUGCCAGGGGUUACGCUGGCUACCCCAACUGCCAGCCCUGUAACUGCAGCGGCUCAGGGAGCACAGACGAGGACCCUUGUCUUGGGCCGUGUAACUGCAAGGAGAAUGUUGAAGGAGGAGACUGCAGUCAUUGCAAAUCUGGCUUCUUCAAUUUGCAAGAGGAUAAUCCAAAAGGCUGCGAUGAGUGUUUCUGUUCAGGAGUUUCAAACAGAUGUCAGAGUGCCUACUGGACCUAUGGCAAUAUACAAGACAUGAGUGGCUGGUAUUUGACUGACCUCUCCGGCCGUGUCCGAGUGGCCCCCCACCACGACAGCUCUGGGUCGCCUGAGCAGAUCAGCAUCAGCACCGUGGAGGCCCGGCGAGCCUUGCCAGACAGCUACUACUGGAGCGCACCAGCCCCAUAUUUGGGAAACAAAUUCCCUGCUGUAGGAGGACAGUGGACCUUUACCAUCUCCUACGACCUUGAGGAGGAGGAGCCAGAGUCAGAAAAUGUUCUCCAGCUGAUGACUGUCUUAGAGGGAAAUGACUUGAGAAUCAGCACGGCCCAAGAGGAGGUGUAUCUGCAGCCAUCUGAAGAGUACAUUAAUGUCUUGUCACUUAAAGAAGACUCAUUUACUAUACAUGGCACACAUUUCCCAGUCAGUAGAAAAGAUUUUAUGACGGUGCUUGGCAAUCUGGAGAGAGUCCUCAUCCAAACCACUUACAGCUUUGGGAUGGAUGCCAUCUUCAGGUUGAGUGAUGUUGGCCUUGAGACUGCUGUCCCCUAUCCAACUGAUGGAAGUGUGGCCACUGCUGUGGAAGUUUGCCAGUGUCCACCAGGGUACAGUGGCUCCUCCUGUGAAUCUUGUUGGCCUCGGCACAGAAGAGUUAACGGCACUAUUUUCGGUGGCCUCUGUGAGCCAUGUCACUGCCUUGGCCACGCGGACGCCUGCGAUGAUGUUACUGGUGAAUGUCUGAACUGCAAGGAUCACACAGGUGGUCCCUACUGCAACCUGUGUCUUCCUGGUUUCUAUGGUGAUCCUACCCAAGGGACCCCUGAAGACUGCCAGCCCUGUGCCUGUCCACUCAGCAUCCCAUCCAAUAACUUUAGCCCGACCUGCCACUCAGACCGGAGUCUUGGGCUGAUCUGUGAUGAAUGCCCCGUCGCGUACACAGGACCACGCUGUGACAGGUGUGCAGAAGGCUACUUUGGACACCCUUCUGUACCUGGAGGAUCAUGUCAGCCCUGUCAAUGCAAUGACAACCUUGACUUCUCCAUCCCUGGCAGCUGUAACAGCCUGUCUGGCUCCUGUCUGAUAUGCAAGCCAGGUACAACAGGCCAGUACUGCGAGCUCUGUGCGGAUGGCUAUUUCGGAGACGCAGUUGGUGCAAAGAACUGUCAGCCUUGUCAUUGUGACACCAAUGGUUCCACCUCUGAGAUCUGCCACAGUGGUACCGGACAGUGUGAAUGCAGACCCAACGUGCAGGGCCGGCGGUGUGAUCGGUGCAAGCCUGAAACCUUUGGCUUGCAAUCAGCGAGGGGCUGUGUUCCCUGCCACUGCAACUCUUUUGGGUCCAAAUCAUUCGACUGUGAAGAGAGUGGACAGUGUUGGUGCCAGCCUGGAGUCACAGGGAAGAAGUGUGACCGUUGUGCCCAGGGCUACUUCAACUUCCAAGAAGGAGGCUGCACAGCCUGUGACUGUUCUCAUCUGGGUAAUAACUGUGACCCCCAAACGGGUCAGUGCAUCUGUCCCCCCAACACCAUUGGAGAGAGGUGCUCUUCAUGUGCACCCAAUACCUGGGGUCACAGCAUCGUCACUGGCUGUAAGGCUUGUAACUGCAGCACAGUGGGGUCGCUGCAUUUGCAGUGCAACAUAAACACAGGCCAGUGUGACUGCCGUCCACAGUUCUCCGGAGUACAAUGUACGGCCUGCACGCACGGCCACUGGAGCUAUCCUCACUGCGUCCUCUGUGAUUGCUUCCUGCCGGGCACGGAGGCUGCCACCUGUGACUCCGAGACUAAAAUAUGCUCCUGCAGCGAUCCAACUGGGCAGUGCACGUGCAAGGUGAACGUGGAAGGCAUCCACUGUGACAGGUGCCAGUCAGGCCACUUUGGUCUGGAUGCCAGGAACCCACGUGGCUGCAGCAGUUGCUAUUGCUUCGGUGCUACAAGUCAGUGCUCAGAAGCCAAAGGCCUCAUCCGUACACGGGUGACUCUAGCAGCAGAGCAGACCAUUCUGCCCCUGGUGGACGAGGUGCUGCAGCACACGACCACCAAAGGCAUCGCUUCCCAACCCCCAGAGAUUGUUGCAGACAUGAAGUUGGUGAGACAGGAUCUCCAGUUGGAGCCUUUUUAUUGGAAACUCCCAGAACAAUUUGAAGGAAGGAAGCUGAUGGCCUAUGGGGGCAAACUCAAGUAUGCAAUCUAUUUUGAAGCUCGAGAAGAGACAGGAUUCUCGACAUAUAAACCUCAAGUCAUCAUUCGCGGUGGUUCUCCUCGUGCUAGAAUAAUCGUCAGACAUAUGGCUGCACCCCUCAAUGGUCAACUGACAAGGCAUGAAAUUGAAAUGACAGAGAAAGAAUGGAAAUAUUAUGGUGAUGAUCCUCGAAUCAGUAGAACUGUGAGCCAUGAAGACUUCAUGGAUACACUGUAUGAUAUCCAUUAUCUUCUCAUCAAGGCUACCUAUGGAAAUAUCAUGCGACAAAGCAGGGUUUCUGAAAUCUCAAUGGAGGUGGCCCAGCCAGGACAGACGGCAGCAGUGACUCCUCCUGCUGACCUCAUAGAGAAGUGCGAUUGUCCCUCUGGCUACGAGGGCCUGUCCUGUGAGACGUGCUCACCGGGAUUUUAUCGCCUGCGUCCUGAACCAGGUGGCCGCAGCCCUGGACCCACCCUGGGCGCUUGUGUUCCCUGCCAGUGUCACGGACACAGCGACCGGUGCGACCCUGAGACGUCCGUGUGCCAGGAUUGUCAGCAUCACACUGCUGGUGAUUUCUGUGAGCAGUGUGCACUGGGAUACUAUGGAAUCGUCAAGGGACUGCCAAACGACUGUCAGCAAUGUGCUUGUCCUCUGAUUUCUUCCAGCAACAAUUUCAGCCCCUCUUGUGUCGCGGAAGGCCUAGAUAACUACCGCUGCACUGCAUGUCCACGCGGCUACGAAGGCCAGUACUGUGAAAGGUGUGCCCCUGGCUACGCCGGCAGUCCGAGCAGCCCAGGAAGCUCCUGCCAAGAAUGUGAGUGUGAUCCCUACGGCUCGCUGCCGGUACCCUGUGACCCGGUCUCAGGCCUCUGCAUGUGCCGCCCGGGAGCCACAGGGCGCAAGUGUGACGGCUGCCAGCCCGGCCAUGCACGCGAGGGCGCGGCGUGUGUCUUUUGCGGAGAUGAAUGUACUGGCCUUCUUCUCGGAAGUCUUGCUCACCUGGAGCAGAUGACCAUGAGAAUCAACCUCACUGGCCCUCUGCCUGCGCCAUACAAAAUCCUGUAUGGUCUGGAAAAUACGACGCAGGAGCUAAAGCACCUACUCUCCCCUCAGCGGGCCCCAGAGAAGCUCAUUCAUCUGGCAGAGGACAAUCUGAACACACUGGUGACAGAAAUGAAUGAGCUUCUGACCAGGGCCACCAAAGUGACAGCAGAUGGCGAGCAAAUGGGACAGGAUGCUGAAAGGACGAACACGAGAGCAAAAUCCUUAGGAGAAUUCAUGAAGGAGCUUGCCCGGGAUGCGGAAGGUGUAAAUGAAAAAGCUGUAAAACUAAAUGAAACUCUAGGAACUCAAGACAAGGCUUUUGAGAGAAACUUGCAAGAGCUUCAGAAAGAGAUUGAUCAGAUGAUGACUGAACUGAGAAGGAAAAAUCUAAAUGCACAAAAGGAAACUGCAGAAGAUGAGUUAGUAGCUUCAGAGGGCCUGCUGAUGAAAGUGAACAAGCUGUUUGGAGAGUCCAGGGGCAAAAAUGAAAGAAUGGAGAAAGAUCUGCAGGAAAAGCUGGCUGACUACAACAACAAACUUGAUGACGCUUGGGACCUGCUGAGAGAAGCCACAGAUAAAAUCAGAGAAGCAAACCGUUUAUCUACAGCCAAUCAAAACAACAUGACUGCUCUGGAGAAAAGGAAGGAGGCUGUUGAGAGUGGCAAACAACAAAUUGAAAACACUUUAAAAGAGGGUAAUGAUGUACUUGGUGAAGCCAGCCGACUUGCAGAUGAAAUCAACUCAGUCAUAGAGUAUGUUGAAGACAUUCAAACUAAAUUGCCUCCGAUGUCGGAGGAGCUCAAGGAUAAAAUAGAUAAGCUCUCCCAAGAAGUCAAGGAUAAGAAGCUUGCUGAGAGGGUGUCCCGAGCUGAGAGCCACGCCGCUCAGCUGAAUGACUCCUCCGCUGUCCUUGAUGGAAUCCUCGAUGAGGCUAAGAACAUCUCCUUCAAUGCCACUGCAGCCUUCAAUGCCUACAGCAAUAUUAAGGACUACAUUGAUGAAGCUGACAAGGUUGCCACAGAAGCCAAAGGUCUUGCCCUUGAAGCUACAAAACUGGCAACAAGUCCUCGAGGUUUGCUAAAGGAAGAUGCUAAAGGCUCUCUUCAAAAAAGCUUCCGGAUUCUAAAUGAGGCAAAGAAGUUAGCAAAUGACGUAAAUGAAAAUGACGCACAUCUCCGUGGCUUGACCACCCGGUUAGAAAAUGCCGAGGCUAGAAAUGUUGACCUCCUGCAAGCUUUGAAUGCCACUGUAGGAAAGUUAUCAACCAUUCCAAAUGACACAGCCACCAAACUGCUAGCUGUUAAGGACAAAGCCAGACAAGCCAACGACACAGCGAAAGAUGUACUGGCCCAGAUUAAAGAUCUCCACCAGAAUCUUGAUGACCUGAAGAAAAAUUACAAUAGACUGGCAGCCAGUGUGGCCGAAACGAACGCUGUACUAAAAGAUCCUUCUAAGAACAAAAUCAUUACAGAUGCAGACGCCACGGUGAAAAGUCUCGAACAGGAAGCUGAUCGACUCCUAGACAAACUCAAACCCAUCAAGGAAUUGGAGGAUAACCUCAAGAAAAAUAUCUCUGAGAUAAAAGAAUUGAUAAACCAAGCCCGGAAGCAAGCCAAUUCCAUCAAAGUGUCUGUCUCUUCGGGAGGUGACUGCAUUCGAACAUACAAGCCAGAAAUCAAGAAAGGAAGCUACAACAAUAUUAUUAUCCAUGUCAAGACGGCUGUUGCUGACAACCUCCUUUUUUAUCUCGGGAGUGCCAAAUUUAUUGACUUCCUGGCUAUAGAAAUGCGUGGAGGCAAAGUCAGCUUCCUGUGGGAUGUUGGCUCUGGAGUGGGGCGCGCGGAGUACCCAGAUAUGACUAUCAAUGACGCCUCUUGGUACCGCAUUGAAGCAUCAAGAACGGGGAGAAAUGGGUCCAUUUCCGUGAGAGCCCUGGAUGGACCCAAAGCCAGUAUUAUGCCUACUACCCACUACUCAGCAUCUCCUCCAGGCUACACCAUCCUAGACGUGGAUGCAAAUGCGAUGCUGUUCGUCGGAGGCCUGACUGGAAAGUUAAAGAAGGCUGAUGCUGUACGUGUGAUUACAUUCACCGGCUGCAUGGGAGAAACAUACUUUGACAGCAAACCUAUAGGUUUGUGGAAUUUCCGAGAAAUAGAAGGUGACUGCAAAGGAUGCACUGUCAGUCCUCAGGUGGAAGACAGUGAUGGGACUAUCCAGUUUGAUGGAGAAGGCUAUGCCUUGGUCAGCCGCCCCAUUCGCUGGUACCCCAAUAUCUCCACCAUCAUGUUCAAGUUCCGGACAUUUUCCUCAAGUGCUCUCCUGAUGUAUCUUGCCACACGGGACCUGAAAGAUUUCAUGAGUGUAGAGCUGGCUGAUGGACACAUAAAAGUCAGCUAUGAUCUGGGUUCGGGAAUGGCUUCUGUUGUCAGCAAUCAAAACCAUAAUGAUGGGAAAUGGAAAUCAUUCACCCUGUCAAGGAUUCAAAAACAAGCCAACAUAUCAAUCAUAGAUAUUGAUACUAACGGGGAGGAGAACAUAGCAACUUCAUCUUCUGGAAACAACUUUGGUCUUGAUUUGAAAGCUGACGACAAAAUAUAUUUUGGUGGCCUGCCAACCUUGAGAAACCUGAGUAUGAAAGCAAGGCCGGAAGUAAACGUGAGGAAAUAUUCUGGCUGCCUCAGCGACAUUGAAAUUUCGAGAACCCCGUACAACAUCCUCAGCAGCCCUGACUACGUUGGUGUGACCAAAGGGUGCUCACUUGAGAACGUGUACACUGUGAGCUUCCCCAAGCCAGGUUUCGUGGAGCUGGCUCCUGUGCCCAUUGGUGUAGGGACUGAAAUCAAUCUGUCCUUCAGCACCAAGAAGGAAUCGGGGAUCAUCCUCCUGGGAAGUACGGGGUCCCCGAUACCGCCCAGGAGGAAACGGAGGCAGACUGGACAGGCCUACUAUGCCAUCCUCCUCAACAAAGGCCGGCUGGAGGUGCACCUCUCCACGGGGACACGGACAAUGAGGAAAACCGUCAUCAGACCAGAGCCAAGUCUGUUUCAUGAUGGGAGAGAACAUUCCGUUCAUGUGGAGAGAACACAGGGCCUCUUCACGGUUCAAGUCGAUGAAAACCGAAGACAUACGCAAAAUCUGACCAUUGAGCAGCCCAUUGAAGUCAAAAAGCUUUUCGUGGGGGGCGCUCCACCUGAAUUUCAACCUUCCUCGAUCCAGAAUAUCCCUUCUUUUGAAGGCUGUGUGUGGAAUCUUGUUAUUAACUCUGUUCCCAUGGACUUUGCACGGCCUGUAUCCUUCAAAAAUGCGGACAUCGGUCGCUGUGCCCAUCAGAAACCUGGGGAGGAUGAAGAAGGAACCUUUCCAGCAGAAGUCCUCAUCCCGCCAGAGCCAGUGGCCACCCCAGCCCUCCCUGCACCAACGCCCGCGCUGGCACACGGUCCUUGUGCUGCAGAAGCAGAGCCCACUCUUUUAAUGGGGAGCCAGCAGUUUGGGCUUUCGAGAAACAGUCACGUUGCAGUUGCAUUCGAUGACACCAAAGUUAAAAACCGCCUCACGAUUGAACUGGAAGUGCGAACUGAGGCAGAAUCAGGCUUGCUCUUUUACAUGGCCCGCAUCAAUCAUGCUGACUUUGCCACAGUGCAGCUCAGGAAUGGCCUGCCUUACUUCCGCUAUGACCUGGGGAGUGGGGACACCAGUACUAUGAUCCCCACCAGAAUCAAUGAUGGCCGGUGGCACAAGAUUAAGAUUAUGCGAAAUAAGCAAGAAGGGAUUCUUUAUGUAGAUGACGCCUCCAACAGAACCACCAGUCCCAAGAAAGCAGACAUCCUGGAUGUUGUGGGAUUGCUAUAUGUCGGUGGGUUACCUGUCAACUACACCACUCGGAGAAUUGGUCCAGUGACCUACAGCAUUGAUGGCUGCAUCAGGAACCUGCACAUGGAAGAGGCCCCCAUUGAUAUCACACAGCCGACCUCCAGCUUCCGUGUUGGGACAUGUUUCCUGAAUGCUCAGAGAGGCACCUACUUCGAUGGAACAGGUUUUGCCAAAGCAGUUGGUGGAUUCAAAGUAGGAUUGGACCUUCUGAUUGAAUUUGAAUUCCGGACCACUAGAAGCACAGGGGUCCUUCUGGGAAUCAGCAGUCAGAAAAUGGACGGGUUGGGCAUCGAGAUGAUUGAUGGGCAGCUUAUGUUUCAUGUGGAUAAUGGCGCCGGUCGUUUCACUGCCAUCUACAAUGUGGGGACCCCAGGGUAUCUGUGUGACGGACAGUGGCAUAAAGUCACUGCCAACAAGAUCAAACACCACCUGGCGCUCACCGUCGAUGGGAACCAGGUGGAGGCGCAGAGCCCCAACCCGGCAUCAACGUCGGCCGACACCAAUGACCCUGUGUUUGUCGGCGGUUUCCCAGAUGGCCUCAACCAGUUUGGCUUGACCACCAGCAUUGGGUUCCGAGGCUGCAUUCGGUCCUUGAGGCUCACUAAAGGAACAGGCAAGCCCCUGGAGAUUAACUUCACCAAGGCCCUGGACCUGAAGGGUGUCCAACCUGUAUCAUGCCCAGCCAACUAGUAAAAAUCAGCUUAACUCCAAAAGGGUGCAUGAAAACAAGCAUAUCAUGUAGAAUACAUAUAUCUUACCUAUGUAUAUUGAUAAAACUAAUCUGUGCACGUAUAUAGAAUGCUCUAUGUUCAGGUGGAGCUAAUUCAGAUCCCAGUUGGAUUCUAAUUCAACCUCUCUCAAGUUUAUGAAUAUUAAACCAAUUAUUUCAUUUCAACAAUUGCUUGUUUUGUGUGAUUUUAAGGAUAUGAAUUUGUAAAUUACUAAGUUUUCAGUAUGCCAUGGAGUCAUCUCAAAAAAAAAGAGCUCAGACAUAAUAUGUGAAGGCAACUGUUUUUAAACUGACUCCUACUAAUACUUUUAUCUUUCUUUUCCAUGUAUGUUGGCCCUGGCUUUCUGUUCAAGCCACUGAAGACAAGUGGAUUUGUCAUGUGUGAUUGGGAGGAAUCAGCUACCUUACUCCCUAUGUUUGUAAAAGCAUUAGCAAAUCAUUCCCUUGAUCCAAGUUCAUUAUGGGAGAGUUUAACUAGCCAUGUGAGUGAAUGUCUUUUCAUGCUGAAGGCAGAUAGUAUAGAUCAGAUUCAGGACAGAGAGCUUAAUUACUUGAUUUCCUUGUUUGAUAAUGAUUUAUAGGCUUUGGGGAGAAACUAGAACCAAGAUGUAGAAUGACAAUUAGGCAUUCAUUUGAUACUACAGUAUCAGGCUCUGGGCUGUCUAGAUUCAUAAUGGAUUUUACAAUCUGUGCACACAGGGAGAGGAAUCCUGCUGAAGUGUCUUUUUACUCACCGGGAAAAGUCCACUAGAAACUUCAAAGGUGCACUUCACAAAGUCUCUGAGUUAUAAUUUGGCCUGCCAGAUUCAUAUCUUCCAAUUUCACUGUUUUGUCUUUUGUUAUUUUAGUCAUCUCCAAAGCAGUCUAUGGCCUAGACUUCGUUCAUCAAUUUAAGAGUGAAACAUUUCAUUUGCCAUCUUGAGAAGAAAUGUUCAUAGGCUACUACUUCAGAACAUUUCAAAGAACGGUAGACGCCCCUCAAUAUGAAAAUUAUAGUAAAAGAGGGACGAUCUUCUGGGUCAGUGGUCUCCACUGUGGGAAGGAGAGUGCUAGCUCCCGUCCAAGUGCUGGCGAACACGCUUCUGGCAUUUCAGCAGUGACCCAUCAAGCAACACAGUUUGUCCACACAAUUCUAUUCUAGAGCCGGCAAUUCUACCAUUGGCUCAGAUUUUCAGAAAAUUGCUGAGAAAUUUAAAACAACAACAACAAAGAACAAAACCUUGUUCCUGGAGUAGUAAUUCUAAUUUGGACUAGGCUGUAGCCUGGAUCUGAGGAUUGUUGAACCUUCCCAGGCAAUCCCAAUAUAUUAUCAAGGAUAUUUUAAGGAGAAAAAUCAUCUACCAGAUGAAGAGCUUUUAUAGUAAUCUGAAAAUCCUACUGCUAGAGUUAUCUUGGCCAUUUCCUCACAUAUAAAAAAAUGUGAAUCUAGUGAGUCUUUUUAUUAACCUUUGAGCCAUGAAACCAUUUGAGAACCAAUGUUUUCUGCAAGUGAAAUCAUUACUUCUGCUGCAGUAAACCCUGGCAUGAGUUUAGGAGUUUACUGUAGAUAUCGAGUGGGAUAAACAAGAAUAAAAUUAUUAGAUGUCUUAAAUUAAAAAGCUGACACCUUUCUUUCUUGGAUCCUGCACAGAAAGAUAAAUAAAUUUGAAAGUAAAGGUACUUCAUGGAUAUGUGUAUCGGAGACAAUGCCUGCUGGCAACACCUUGGAAUGGAGCUGUUGGAGGCAGCCUUUGAGAUCACUUAAUACACUGAUUCUUAACUCUGGCUAGAUUUGCAUGCUUAAAAAACAAACUAUAAGUCUGAGUGUCACCCCAGACCCAUUAAGCUAUAAUCUCUCAAAAUUCCUGGCACUGGCAUUUUCUAAAGAUUUCCAUGUGUGACUAAGUCGGAAAACUUCUGGCCUCCCUUUGUCUCCAUAAAUUACGAGCAAGGACUAGAAGGAACCAGGGGAGAGUUGAUAGAGUGAGCAGAGCCCCCAUACGUUUUCCAUUGUGCUCCCUAGAAAGUUGCACCUGGACCCAAGGAGAAUUUACUGUGUCAGGUUGGGGCUAAAUUCAGCAUGCACAAAACCCAACUCCAGAGUGGCCCAUGAAAUGGCAAGAACAAAGCUUGUCUGAACCUGAAGAGGAGAAAUAAGGAAGUUUUACAAAAAUGAAAAGUUUCUUUAGCAUAUUUUAAAUUAAUUUCCUACUUCUAAAAUCAAAUUAACUUUUUCCCAAACAAGAUAAAAUGUUUUCUUCCCCCAACCUUUAUCUUCUCAAUGAUUUCCUCACCUCUUGUCACCCACAGCAGUCAUACACAGGAUCCUUUUAUUUUCCAAACACCCACUCCUACCAGGUUGUCAGCCUCCUUCUUUAGAAAAAAGGUGCUUGGCACUUCAGAAGAAAAAUGUUUGUGAGGGGACUUUUUAUUAAAGUUACCAUUGUGAACACCACUGACAAAGAAAAAGAAGAGAGCCGAUUUCAGCACCAAGAAUACAGGCAGACACUUAAAGCUUCAAUUAGCAGUUUUUAAAAAAUCAUAACUAUUUCCUCCUCCUUGGAGUUAGCCUAUUAUCCCCAAUCACAAAGCCCUUCUCGAUUGUCUGCUUAACAAAGUAAAGACGACUGACAAAUUAAAACUCAUGAUUUCAUGUGCAUACUUACUGAAUUAGUCUAUGUAUAAAAUUGAAAAAUAUGACCAACAGGAAAAUAAAACACCAUAGUCAAUUUUUACAAGUACAGAGUACAGUCCCUCUUACUACGAUAGGCUGGUCAGUUAGAUAGAAAUAAAAACGCAAUCAGAGAGGGACUGGGUGUCCAUGGUAAAAAGACAGACAUCAGAAUCAUGGCUGGAGGCUCAUCUGAAGAAGGCCAAGCCUCGAGAUAAAGAUGCAAUGCCCAGGCCUGCAUGCCUCCCUAAGAGAUCAGAAACAACUUGAAAUUAUAUAGUAAUCAGCACCACCUGAUCCAGUGAUUCCAGACAGGCCUCAGUCGCACAAGUGGGUAACCAGAGCAUCCAGACCCAUCCCUUCUCGAAAAAUCUUUCGGUUUUAGAAGUCACAGAUGACCCAAGGUCAGUGAUGCUAACCAUCUAUGUGUCUUGCUGUUCUGUUGGAUCGAUAUUAGCUAAGCGGCUAUACAUGUAAUCCUAUAGGUUGAUUGUAGUUUGACCCACGUUGUACCCACACUGUGACUUGGCUGUAUAAAUUACCCCUGACAAAGGGCCUCUGUGGCCACCCACGUUUGGGACCCCUCUUGUCCCCCAGGAGCUCUCUCUCAAUAAACCGUUCCCACUCUUAACCUCCGUUGUUCCUUGGGAUUCCUUCUUCAAUUUGGGGGGAAAUAAACUUGGCACAUAUGACAUCCAGCACAUUGGGAGUUGUAUUUCUCCUAUAUCACUACUACUACUUGUAAGGAAUAUGUCUAGCUGCCCAUACAACUGUCUUACCUCAUUUUGGAAUGUCUUUUAGCUUCUGUUUGGUUGAAAGAGUUGCAAACGUGCCCUCUACUCAUCUGUUUGACUGAGAUCAAAACACGGAGGGAAAGGGCAAGAGCAGAGGCCUGCUCAGGCUGGGUCCUGAAGCCCAGCACUACUGCAGAAUCUGCAGGUGCCAGAUGCUGGCUCAGAUUCACUCUUCGGCAUUUGUGCCGGUUCCUUACGGGAUUGUGACAUUGUGACAGGAGAAUUGUAUGAGAUGACCAUGUCCCCAGAAACUCAUAUGUGGAAGUCCUAAUUUCCAGGCCCUCAGAAAGUGGCUGUCUUUGGAGAUAGGACCUUCAAAUCACCACAAAAUGAGGGCUGCAGAUGGGUCCUGCUCUGAUCUGAAAUGAAGACCUAGGCAUAGACAGAAAACUAUCUGAAGACUCAGAGAGAAGGUGUCCAUCUACAAGCUGGGAAGGGAAGGCUCCAGUAGAAACCAGCUGUGCUGACAUCUCGAUCUUGGACUUCCAGCACCCAGAAUUCUA
This is a messenger RNA of Fukomys damarensis (Damara mole-rat), 13445 nucleotides long. RefSeq names its product laminin subunit alpha 2 (gene Lama2). The coding region runs from base 84 to 9458 and encodes 3124 amino acids. Gene Ontology annotation, biological process: axon guidance; cell adhesion; regulation of cell migration. Gene Ontology annotation, molecular function: extracellular matrix structural constituent; signaling receptor binding. The transcript is spliced from 65 exons. The record is from RefSeq and is a predicted model, not a curated record. Gene Ontology annotation, cellular component: basement membrane. NCBI's taxonomy places the organism in Eukaryota, Metazoa, Chordata, Mammalia, Rodentia, Bathyergidae.